AUGUGCGUACGGAAAAAGAAGAAGCCAAAACCCACCUCGAAAGCGUCCGCCAAACCACCGAUCAAGAAGCCAGCAGUAGUUGGAGGGCCCGUCAAACCAAGAGUACUCCCAGCGCCAGCAGCAGCACCACCACCGCCGGCCACUCCCGUCAAGCCAACUCCGGCUCCGUCGCCACAGCCGACCCCUGCGGUGGCGCCAAAACCGAAGAAGCAUCCGGAACCUCGGUCAAUGAUGCACGUGAUGCGCACACAAAUUUCCGACGCACCGACGAUACGCGCAUUCGAAGUCAAGUCACUUACAAACCGCUCCAAGUUCGUCUACCACCCCGACCAGGCGGAAGUGUUCGAGAAUUGUGCAUUUGCCCCUGCAGCCCCGAAGACGAGUGUUGCCGCGCUGUUCAACGCCGGCGGCGGCCCGGAUCGCAGUGGGGCUAUGCCACCGGAUGAGGAUACCGUUGCCGAAGUUGAUCGCCGCCUGAAAUCGUUUAUAUUUCCACCCUUGCUGCGACCUCUUCCUUCUGAAGUCCAUAGGAUUACUCCGCUUGAUGAGAGGACGUGCCAGGAGUCGAAGAGGGAAAACGAAGCGCGCGAGCUGCAACUAGCCACAUGCACCCAGGGAUCAGAGAUCAACAUUCACGUCAACAUUCAACGCACGAAUAAGGUGUCGCAACAACAAAAACCUAAUGCACCGGUGGCGCCGACCAUGAAGCCGGCAAAAUUCACAAAGGCGGAUAAGGGCAAGGGACGACGCGAACCAACGAUGACCGCGACGACAAACACGGUGGCCUCGGCCCAACUGGCCGGCGUGGCCACGAAGAGCGGCAUCGUCGCCAAGAGCGGUCUGACCGGAAGAAGCCGUGAGGCCCACGUCGUGAAGAGCGGCAUGGCCAAAAGCGGCAAGAAGACG
Mesorhabditis spiculigera is the source of this 906-nucleotide messenger RNA. Lineage: Eukaryota; Metazoa; Nematoda; Chromadorea; Rhabditida; Rhabditidae. The record is from the annotation of a GenBank genome assembly.